Molecule: messenger RNA, 1668 nt
Organism: Daldinia vernicosa
Lineage: Eukaryota; Fungi; Ascomycota; Sordariomycetes; Xylariales; Hypoxylaceae
Exons: 3
Coding region: 318-1253 (311 amino acids)
Source: RefSeq, a predicted model, not a curated record
CCGCAGAUCAUCCAGGGACCUGGAAGAGAGCCAAGAGCCCUAAAACGAGCGGGGCAUAUGUAUUCCACACUCCUAGACUCCUUACGCCCUCACUCUGCCACUCUGCCUGUGCACUUGGUCUGUGUAUAUAUUUACGUCAUUUGUUGACUUUUGAUGCUAACUAUCACCCAUCGUCGUUCAAGAGUAACGUCAGUUGUGACAUCAAUCGAGAACAUGCGAGAACCACUAUUAAACAUCUGAUACAACUCCACAUCCCUACCUAGGGACCUACCUACCUAUGCACUUAAUCAUUAUCAGCAACUAAGGGCUUUUCAAUAAUGACUCCCCUGGGCCACUCCGACGGCAACACGCAAAAGGCCAACCAGGCUUCUAUAACAGAAUCCCCAUAUCUACAAGGCGACGAGAAUAGCUAUAACAGACCCGCCGCUCAUAAUAUUGAACCAAGCACUGCUGUAUCAAGGAAGCGUAAGUCGGAUGCAGUAGAAGACCGUCAAAAUAUAUCUGAAGUGGACGAUAAUGAUCCUCGCCUUUAUGUGGUAGACGAGACGUGCAACGGGAUCCGCCGGAAGAUCAAAGACUUCAUUCAAGGUGGAAAUAUGAAAGUUGGAGAAUUCCAGAAAGCCAUAGGGGUAUCUUCGGGCGCAUAUCAGCGGUUCAUGAAUCAGAGCGGAACCUACAAAGGCAAGGACUGCGAUACAUACCCUAAAGCCUUUGCGUUUUUCAAGAAGCGCGAGCUGCAAGGUCUCAAAGCAGCUCCGCCUAAGAGACCUAGGAAAAGCGAGAGUGAAGCUCUUGAUGUCAGCAAUAUAAAGCUUGACGGCGAGGACACGCAGAGUGUACCAGUAUAUGACACAUGUGACGAGGUCCGCAAGAAGAUCCGGGCUUUUCUACGCAAGCCUGACAUUAGCCAGAGCGCCUUCUGCCGCGCUAUAGCGGAGAGUUUCCCGUCAGGGAAACGGAUUCAACCCAGGCAGCUUAACUGUUUCCUAGAUAAGAAGGGACCCAUGUCUGGGAAUACCAGUUCUGUAUUUUACGGCGCCUACGUGUUCUUCGAAAAGCUACGCAUGAAAGAGGGUAGGCCCAAGUCGGAGAUGAGGCAGGAGAUGGAGAAAAUCCACCCCAAUGGAGUGAAUACCACCGAUCUUCAGCUGUGGUGGACAUGUUGGAAGGAUGAGCGUCCGGUUUUUGAUGCCUAUGGACGUAUCCACUUCGUCAACCCCCGAUCCGCGUAUAUUCCUUCAAGUACAAUAUGAUCAGGAAUUACGUGUACGGUUGCUAGCUAGAAGAGCGAAUAGUUAUCUGAAGUAUCAACCUCCAUGUGCGUUUGUUAACCUAGUAGCCUUGCAAGCUUUACUGGGUAGAUGAAUAGAUCGAUAUAGACCUAUUAUAGGGCAUUGCUACCUCGAUCAUUCGCCAGCCAGAAUGCCUUACUCUGACGGGACGACGUGAUGAUCAAUCCCAUUGUCGCAUGAACGCGACGGCAUAACACCUAAAUGACAGCACCCAAGAUUUCAACGACGAUUCCGAUUGGAGUUUUCGAACAGCAGACUUUACCCACCAUUGUACAUGAUAAGGGACUUGCCAUAACCAAUCGCUUGCCUGUGUAAAUGGGGCUAGGUUUCAUUCGGACGAUGUAUAUAGAUUUGUGCAAAUUGAAAUCAAGGCGGC